AUGACGGCCUUGAACAAGAACAACUCUGCUGUCAAACGCAUCAUGCAAGAAGCGAGAGAAUUGGCCAAUGAUCCUUCCACAGACUAUUCUGCUGCCCCGCUAGAGGAUGAUAUAUUUGAGUGGCACUGCACUCUACGUGGGUCUGCUGGGACUGAAUUCGAGGGCGGUUUAUACCACUUCCGCAUCUUGCUACCCGCGGAAUAUCCUUUCCGGCCACCUUCUAUCAUGAUGUUGACGCCGAACGGACGGUUUGAGCUAAACACUAAGAUCUGCAUUAGUUUCACCAACUAUCACGAAGAAUUAUGGCAACCCGCUUGGGGGGUGCGAACCGCAAUCAUUGGUCUGCAAGGGUUCUUCCCGUUGAAGGGUCAAGCUGCUGUUGGUGUGGGUUCCAUAGAAUACCCCGCCACUGAACGCAGGAGACUGGCAGCUCUAUCGCGCGAAUGGGUCUGCCCACAUUGCAAGCAGACAAAUCUCGAGCUCCUGCCAGAUCCUCCUGCACCGACAACGCCCAUCGCUGCAACAGCCCGAAGCCUUGGUAGCGAAGAACCCAUAUCAGAUGUGGUAACUGAAGAUUCCCCACGCUGCGAUUUGAAAUCUGCUUCUGUUGAAUCUAUACCGUUAUCUACUCCCCAGCCGAAUAUGCCGCACAUCGUCUCCGCAGUACGACCGGCUCCUAUCAUCCAGCUAUCGUCCUCCACGCCGACAGGUGAUUCAUUUGGCAUGGAUCGCAGUACAUCAAGAAGUUCAGCCGCUUUGCCCAGAACAGCAAGGAGUGAGACACCGCCGACACCGACACCGACACCGACACCCAGUGAGGGUUCUACAGUGCAUGGACCUCGGAGUAGUCAAAAGCCGCCCAUGCUGUUGGACACCGCCAUCGCCAUUCUCUUGGUGCUCCUCUUCGCGAUUAUCUGCCGGCGAGUCGUUUAA
Molecule: messenger RNA, 933 nt
Organism: Cyclocybe aegerita
Lineage: Eukaryota; Fungi; Basidiomycota; Agaricomycetes; Agaricales; Hemipholiotaceae
Source: the annotation of a GenBank genome assembly